ACAACCGUAAGCGGGAGGAGAGAAUGAUAAGGCUCUCUCUAACAUCCACCGCCUCUCCUCCGCUCAAACCCAAUCACCACCACCACUCCCGCCGUCAAACCUCCACCACCCCAAAACCUCCCGACACCAUCACCUUCGAGUCACUCAAGAGCCGCAUCAUCCGCCAUGCCGACGCCGGCCGCCUCCACGAAGCAAUCUCCGCCCUCGAUCUCAUGUCCCGCUCCAAUCUCUCCCCCGAUCUCACCACCUACUCCGUCCUCCUCAAAUCCUGCAUCCGCACCCGCAGCUUCGACCUCGGCCGAGCCCUCCACUCCAAGCUACAAAAUUCCGGAAUCCAGCUCGACCACAUCGUCCUCAACUCCCUCAUCAGUCUCUAUUCCAAAUGCGGCGACUGGAAAAAAGCGGAGGAGAUAUUCGCCUCCAUGCGCGGAGGAGCCAGGGAUUUGGUCUCCUGGAGUGCUAUGAUUUCGGGAUACGCUCACAGCGGAUUGAAUUCGGAGGCGAUUGCUUUGUUUUUUGAGAUGGUGGAGUUUGGGGAGCGGCCGAAUCAGUUUUGCUUCUCCGCCGCGAUUAGGGCUUGCUCGAAUCGGGAGUGUGCGUGGAUUGGGUUAGUGAUUUUUGGAUUUGUGGUGAAGAGUGGCUACUUUGAGUCCGAUGUUUGCGUUGGUUGUGCUUUGAUUGAUUUGUUUGGGAAGGGAUUUGGGGAUUUGGAGUCUGCGAAGAAAGUGUUCGAUGAAAUGCCUGAGAGAAACUCUGUUUCUUGGACCUUGAUGAUCACGAGGUUUAUGCAAAUGGGUGAUUCAAUGGAUGCGAUUGAGUUGUUUUCGGAUAUGUUGAUUGAGGGGUAUAUGCCAGAUAGGUUUACGUUUAGUAGCGUUUUAUCGGCUUGCUCGGAGGUGGGAUCGUUGGACAUUGGGCGACAGUUGCAUAGCUGGGUAGUUAAAACAGGGCUGACUUCGGAUGUCUGUGUUGGGUGUAGUUUGGUUGAUAUGUAUGCGAAAUCUACGGUUAAUGGAUCCAUGGAUGAGUCAAGAAAGGUUUUUGACAGAAUGGCGGAGCAUAAUGUGAUGUCGUGGACUGCCAUUAUCACGGGGUACGUGCAGAAAGGAGGGUGUGAUGUUGAAGCAAUUGAAUUGUAUUCUAGGAUGAUAACAGAGGGGAGAGUUAAACCGAAUCACUUCACUUUUGCUAGUCUGUUGAAGGCGUGUGGGAAUCUUUUCAAUCCGAGGUUAGGCGAACAGAUUCACGGUCAAGCCAUUAAAUCGAGCCUUGCAGAGGUUAAUUGUGUUGGAAACUCUCUGAUCAGCAUGUAUGCCAAGAUGGAUAUGAUGGAAGAUGCAAGGAAAGCUUUUGAGUUCUUAUUCGAAAAGAAUUUGGUUUCGUUUAACGCAUUAGCUGAUGGUUACGCUAGAAAUUUAGGCUCUGGGGAGGUGUUUAACCAAAUUGGAGAUGAAGGUGUUGGUGCUGAUGCUUUCACAUUUGCUAGUCUCUUGAGUGGUGCUGCGAGCAUUGGGGCAGUCGGGAAAGGCGAGCAAAUACACGCUCGUUUGGUUAAAGCAGGGUUCGCGACCAAUUUAUGCGUCUGCAAUGCUCUGAUCUCUAUGUACACGAGGUGUGGCGACAUAGAAGCUGGAUUUCAAGUUUUCGAAGAAAUGGGAGUUCGAAAUGUGAUAUCUUGGACUUCCAUAAUCACAGGCUUUGCUAAACACGGACUUGCAAGACGAGCUCUGGAUCUGUUCAAGCAAAUGCUUGAUUUUGGUGUGAAACCGAACGAGGUCACCUUCGUUGCUGUGUUGUCGGCUUGUAGUCAUGCAGGUCUGGUGGACGAGGGGCGGAGGCAUUUCGACUCAAUGUUGAAAGAGCACGGGAUAAGGCCGAGAAUGGAGCACUACGCGUGCAUGGUCGACGUAUUAGGAAGAUCAGGGUUUCUAAACGAAGCUAUGGAGUUCAUCGAAUCAAUGCCUUUCCCUCCCGACGCCCUAGUCUGGCGCACGCUGCUCGGUGCUUGCAGCGUCCAUGGCGACACUGACCUUGGCAGGCGCGCUGCUGACAUGAUCAUCGAGCAAGACCCAAGCGACCCCGCAGCGCACGUCCUGCUGUCGAACUUGUACGCCUCGGCUGGGCAAUGGGAGGACGUGGCGAAGAUCAGGAAAGGGAUGAAGGAGAGGAAUGUGGUGAAGGAAGCCGGGUGCAGCUGGAUUGAGACUGCGAACAGCGUGCAUAAGUUCUACGUUGGGGACACGAAGCACCCGGAGGCGAGGGAGAUAUAUGGGGAACUGGAGAGGCUGGUGGUGGAGAUAAAGGGGAUGGGAUAUGUUCCGGAUACCAGAUUUGUGAUGCAUGAAGUGGAGGAGGGAGAGAAGGAGAGGUAUUUGUUUCAGCAUAGUGAGAAGAUAGCUUUGGCGUAUGGGCUUAUAAGCACAGGCAAAGCUAAGCCGAUUAGAAUCUUUAAGAAUCUUCGAGUGUGUGGAGACUGUCAUGCUGCGAUGAAGUAUGCAUCAGUGGCGACUGGGAGAGAGAUUGUGGUGAGGGAUUCGAAUAGGUUUCAUCACAUCAAGGAUGGGAGGUGUUCUUGUAAUGAUUAUUGGUGAAUGUGGUUUGUAAUUGAGUACAAAAUGAGAGUUUUUUUCACGUGACAUAAGUUAAAAUUAGUCCCUAUAGCUUUUUUUGAAACAAUAGAACUACAUAGAGAUUUCAAUGUAAUUGGCUGUAUAUUUUUCUUUUUGAAACAAUAGAAUUACAUGUAGGUUUCAAGUAA
Messenger RNA from Salvia hispanica, 2758 nucleotides. Its product is annotated as Tetratricopeptide repeat (TPR)-like superfamily protein. Gene Ontology annotation, biological process: RNA modification. Gene Ontology annotation, molecular function: protein binding; zinc ion binding; RNA binding. The record is from RefSeq and is a predicted model, not a curated record. Lineage: Eukaryota; Viridiplantae; Streptophyta; Magnoliopsida; Lamiales; Lamiaceae.